AUGAACAACGCGCCAGUGAAAAAAGUGCCCAUUCAUUUGCAGAGCUCGCAAAAUCGUCUUUUGAUCAAAAAUGGUCGUGUUGUCAACGACGAUGGAAUGGAAGAUGCUGAUGUCUAUAUUGAAGAUGGAAUCAUCAAACAAAUCGGGCGUAACCUAAUCAUCCCUGGUGGUACCAGAACGAUAGAUGCCACUGGCAAGCUGGUGAUGCCUGGCGGUAUCGACCCCCACACCCACUUCGAGCUGGAGAUGAUGGGCGCGAAAACAGCUGACGACUUCUAUAAGGGAACUAAAGCAGCUGUUGCUGGUGGUACAACCACAGUCAUCGACUUCGUCUUGCCAAACAAGGGUCAGUCUUUGCUGGAGGCCUUCGGUAAUUGGAGACAGAAGGCUGAUAACAAGGUGUGUUGCGACUACGCCCUGCACGUAGGAAUAACGUGGUGGUCUCCAGCUGUCAAGAAAGAGAUGGAACAGCUGGUCGCCGAGCAUGGAGUCAACUCCUUCAAAAUGUUCAUGGCUUACAAGGACGUGUGGAUGCUUGAUGACUACAACCUCAUGGUUGCCAUGGAAACAUGUUCUGAAUUGAGGGCACUGGCUCAGGUACAUGCAGAGAAUGGUGACAUCAUAGCUCGGAACACUGAGAAACUUUUGGGGUCCGGAGUCACAGGACCAGAGGGUCACCAGCUAUCUCGUGAUGAAGAAGUUGAAGCUGAAGCUGUCAACAGAGCUUGUGUUAUUGCUAACCAGGCAAACGCCCCUUUGUACAUCGUCCAUAUGAUGUCAAAAAGUGCUGUAAAAGCUUUAAGGAUCGCGCGCAGCCGGCAGCGGCCACCGGUCUACGGGGAAACUCUUGCGGCUACAGUUGGUACUGAUGGUACACACUACAAGAACGCGUGCUUCAGGCACGCUGCUGCCCAUGUCCUGUCCCCCCCAUUGCGACCUGAUCCCUCCACGCCAGAAGCUAUGGUGCAGGCUUUAGCUGACGAUGACCUUCAACUGAUCGGAAGUGACAACUGCACCUUCAAUGAAAGGGAAAAGGAAUUGGGCAAGAACAACUUCACCAAAAUCCCCAACGGAGUGAACGGCGUCGAGGAUCGCAUGGCUAUACUGUGGCAGAAGGCUGUAAACACAGGUAUCAUGGACCCAUGCCGCUUUGUAGCAGUUACAAGUGCGAACGCCGCGAAAAUCUUCAACUUGUGGCCCCAGAAGGGACGUAUCGCGGUCAACAGUGAUGCUGAUGUGGUGGUGUGGGACCCGCGUCUCGAGAGAACUAUUUCUGCGGCCACGCAUAGUCAUACUGUCGAUUUUAAUAUUUUUGAGGGUCAGCACGUCGUCGGUAGCCCACAGUACGUCAUAGUCAACGGUCGAGUGUGUUUGGACGAUGGAAAUCUUCGAGUAGUUGAAGGUCUGGGUAAAUUCCUGAAGACUCCAGCCAACUGCCCCUACAUUUACGGCGAAGAGAGAUCCCGCUCGCCGCAGACUGAAAAUUUGGAUGUGCCAAUCACACCUUCCAAGAUCACUAACGGCACACCAACACACGAACUGAGCGUGGCGCACAAGCAGCUGGAGGCGAUGUCUAUGACAUCAUCGGGUUGCAGCACACCCACCGGCCGCAAAAUGCGGGAACCAGGCCAAAGAAACCUCCAGAACUCCACUUUCUCCAUAAGUAAGGAAAUGGAAGGCGUCGAUACGAAGACAUCGGUGCGCGUCCGAAACCCACCGGGCGGAAAGUCGUCGGGACUCUGUCUGCCCGGCGGCCUAUGUGGAGAAUAA
Molecule: messenger RNA, 1770 nt
Organism: Leptosia nina
Lineage: Eukaryota; Metazoa; Arthropoda; Insecta; Lepidoptera; Pieridae
Source: the annotation of a GenBank genome assembly